Trichomonas vaginalis G3 is the source of this 1239-nucleotide messenger RNA. RefSeq lists its product as uncharacterized. NCBI's taxonomy places the organism in Eukaryota, Parabasalia, Trichomonadida, Trichomonadidae. The coding region runs from base 1 to 1239 and encodes 412 amino acids. The transcript has a single exon. The record is from RefSeq and is a predicted model, not a curated record.
AUGAAUAAAAGCGAGAAACCUACACCUAAUCGAAUUGUUACUAAAAGAUUAGGUCCAAAGCAUUUAUCCCUUAAUCCACAACGACAUCCAAAUAUAGAAAAGCAGGUUACUCUUUCCAAAGAAGAGGAAAAUGCUGAAAUUAACGAACUAAAAAUUCAAAAAUCAAAAUUGAACCAAGAAAUCAUCGAAUUAGAAAUAGAUCAUUCCAAACGAAUAUCAGAAAUGACUCCAUCUCAAUUUGAUUCAAUUUUAUUGUCUUCUCGAAAUCAUUUUUUAUCCAAUCUUUCCAGAGCCACUGUUUCCUAUAAUGAAAGGCUUUCCAGGAUGAACACCAUCAUGUUCUCGCUUAAUGAGGAGCUUUCACGCUUUAAUUCUUCAAAACCAUCAAUGACAUCCUCAUUUACAUCAUCCGAAAUCAAAAGAGAAAAUGUUGAACUUAAAAGGUCAAUUGAUUUCGUCAGAAAAGAAAUAGAAGUAUCAAACGAUGCAUCAGAGAUUAUAGUUACUUCUAAGGACUCUGUUGUUGCAAGAGAUAGAGAAGAUGUUCGAUCAGAAAAACAAUUAAUUCGUGAUGAAAUCAAUUUGAUCAAAGAUGAAAUAGAAGUAAAUAAUUUGCAAUCAGAUAUGACAGCUCAAUACUAUUGGAAAGCUAUCGAAUCAAUAAAAGCAAUGCAGUUGAAAUGCGAUGACGAAAUACAAGAAAAUAUCGAACAGAAAAGACCAAUUUCUCGAACACUUUUUGAUAACGCGGAAUCAAUUUUGGAAAAAAGAAGACGUGCUCAAUCAGAAUAUUACGAAGCAAAGAAAGAAUCAGGAAGCCCGCAAAAAGAAGAAAAAUUACAGAACUCGUUGAAUGACUAUAGAGCUACAAUUGCUUUACUUCCUAACUUGAGUGUUUCUGAAUUAUAUGAUAACCUUUCUUUAUCUGGAACAAAAUUGAAUACAUUAAAUGAUACUUUAAAGAGAUCAGUGACAUCAUCAGUUAUGUUGCACUCUGAUCUUAUUGAUCAACAGAUUGAAGAAAUAGAAAAAAGAUGUCACUCGGAAAUACUUCAGGCAAAUGUUGAUUUACAACAAUCAUCAAAAGAAAUACUCAAUAAAAUCAAAAAUGAAAUUGUUAAAAAUGAAUACAAUAAAGGAGAACUGAAAACUAUUUUCAGAUGGGCUCAAUCUGUUCAAAAUAGUGAAAUCAGUAAUCAUAUUCAUCAAAUUUUCAUGUUAGUAAACUCUCCAAAGUAA